AGUAAAAUCCGGCAGACAUAUUAGAUUUUUACAAAUUAGUUAUGGCCUGUGGAGAUGGGCAGGUUCCAGUUUCCUGUAGUCUUUGUGAGGAGGACUCUAAUAUCAAAUGGAAGUGCAUAAACUGUGACAUGUUUAUGUGUGACAAAUGUAAAGAGAAAAUUCAUGUGAAAUUCAAAUUUGCCAAGGACCACAAAGUUGUUUCUAUACGGGAGGUAGGGCUUCAUGACAAAGAAAUAGAUUUUUCCAAUAUAAGUUGUCAAAAUCACACAGGUCAAAAUUAUGUUUUGUUUUGCAAGACAUGUGACUGUUUAGUAUGUCCACUAUGCAUCUCUGAAACCCAUAAUGGCCAUGGUUUUGUAACCAUCAGAGAGGGAUAUGAAAUCCUGAUAGGCAAAUUAAAGACAAAAGGAAAGAAUAUCGGAACUUAUAUAGAUGAAUUGGAAAAAAGAAAAGCAGAAGUGAAGGAUGUCAAUAAUGCCGAACUUUCCAAAUUUGAAAACACUUUGAAGAAAAUCAAGGAUCAGAAUAUCCAGCUUAAGAAGAAAGUGGAUCAACAUACUAAAACAAUGGAGACUGAACUUAUUAAAAAGUGGGAAGACUUACAUCGGUGUACUGAAAAAGAAGAAAAAGAUGUGUCCCUCCUCAUUAGUAGUCUGGCAUCUAAAAUGUCUGAGGUUGAUGGUAUCAUCCAAUCCAUUGAUGCCAAAAAAGUCUUUGUGGAUGGUUUGGGGUUAUCAAAAUCAAUAGAGAAAACUGUCACAUCGCCUGGCACAAAGUUUGAUUCUAUUCCAACAUUUCUUCCUGGACAAUUAACUGCUUAUAACAUAGGUUCACUAGAAAAUGUUUCUACUAAGGGUGAAAUUAAAGCUUUUAAACGAUUUGACACUGAAAUCUCAGACGUUUUUUCAAUGAUAGCCUGUUCUGAAGGUACAUUGUGGAUUACAAACUUUAAAGUACUGCAAAAAGUUGAAAUAGAAGGGAGGAGAUUGAAGAUAAUUAAUCAAAAAGAAAUUAACAUCUGGGAUAUAGCAUGUACUCCAUCAAAAGAUCUCCUUUUGGCUGAUGGUGGAUCUAUACUUAAGCAGAUAAGUGACCAAACAGGUGAAGUGACCAAAACUAAGUAUGAGGUAAAGGGUUUACAUUUAUCAGCUGUUUAUGUGAACCAAGAUGGAAAAGUCACUGUUAGUGCUUUUAAUGGGAAAUUAGUUUAUCCAGCUGUUGGAAGACGGGUUGUGACCGUAAUGGAUGGAAGUGGGAAACAUGAAACUAUAUUUGAAUAUGACAGACAAGGCAGGCCUAUAUUUUCACAUGUUCUCAGCAUAACCAGAACAAAGAAUGGUAAUAUCUUUGUAGUGAACAAGUUAUCUGCAGAUCACAGUGGCAGAGUGGUAAUUUUGAGUGAGGAUGGGGAUGUUCUGAAUACCUUCAGUGGCAAUUCAGAAGUUAACACAGACGAAAUUCUUUUCCAACCAUUGCGUGUAUUCACUACUCCAUCUGACAAUAUUAUCAUUUCCAACUUGACCCAUAGCAUUUUAUAUUUUCUAAAUAAUUCAGGAAAUUAUAUUGGAUGGCGUAACACAAAAAAAGUAGGAAUAAUAUACCCACGCUCUUUCUGUAGUACAGAAGCUGGACAUACUUAUGUAGGAUGUGUCACAUCUGAAGACAGUAGUGACAAUGCCAAAAUAUAUGAAAUUAUUAUUUCUUGAUGGAAACAUUUCAGUUCAACGAGGAAAGAGAUAUCUUUUUCAAUAGUAGUAGAGACAGUGUCUGGCUUAGUAGUUGUUUCUGUCAGAUUGUAAAUAAAUAUGCUUUAAACGGGCA
Molecule: messenger RNA, 1821 nt
Organism: Mytilus californianus (California mussel)
Lineage: Eukaryota; Metazoa; Mollusca; Bivalvia; Mytilida; Mytilidae
Exons: 1
Coding region: 42-1706 (554 amino acids)
Molecular function (GO): zinc ion binding
Source: RefSeq, a predicted model, not a curated record